CAAGGUUAGUUCUUGAAAUAAAUAUUUACAUAUGCUAUAUAUUAGAUUUGUUUGUUCUUGGGAAUUGUUUGAAAACGUUGUAUGUUAUAGAAAUAUUAAACAGGCCUUAGGGCCCGGAUUCUUAACGUAUAAAAUGUCAAUAUUAGCUAAAAUGAUUAGAGCUUUAAUAUUAUCUAAUGUUUUUUUAGAUUCUCAAACCUUCACUCAGAUUCUCCGAGAUAUAACUGAACUCGAACCGGCCGUAGGGUCUCCGGAACAAAUUGUUUACAUCCCAACGCCGACCCUGAAUUGUACUGAAAUACAUCCUAGAACGGGUGCCAUAGGGAGUCUACACGGUUUCUGUGAAGGAUAUGCCUACGAGACAAUUGUGCCCUACUCCCAGGAUGUAUUUACACACAAGCCGCAAACAGAGACUUUAAACGGCCUGUCAACUCCCCUGACCCAGGACCGUUGGACGCCCCCUAUUAAACACCAACGGACAAUCAGGGCCCAGAUCCACAGGUCCGCUUCACCCGAACAAUACUACUGGGAGGGUAUUCACGAGACAGCGUUACAAGGACAAGGCUCACAAGCUACAGACCAGGCAGAUGCUAUAAUUAGGGUUGCCCAAAGACAUGUUCCCGAGUUCUCAGAGCUUCUUCAGAACAGCCCUCUUCAAAAAAGCCGAGACUCCUCGCCGGCUUAUAAAGACAUCCAAGAAGCUACACAUCUAGAUCCCGAAGAGGCGCCAAAGACCCCAGUCACCAGAACAGCGAAGCCUGAUGAUUUCAAAGUUUUAAAUGACAUUUCUGAGGUAGACGAUUUGAUGUUCUGUGAAGUGGCCAACCUUAUUGAAGCGGCCAAUUCUGGUGGGGCAACAGCCUCUUGUGAAAUAGACCAAGCCGUGCUUUUCAAGGCUUUUACACAGGGUUUAAAAUCACGAAAGGCUUUACUUCAACGUCGUAUGGGUAUUCUAUUCGAACAUCAAUACAAUCAGGAUGUGUCAUUCUGGCGUAGAGAGCUUCCCCGCAUGUUAAACAACAGUAGGGUUAAAACAACACCUCUCCACACAGACUGGGCGAGGAUAGAGAGGCCUAAUUUCUCACAGGACAGCCUUUAA
This is a messenger RNA of Salvelinus namaycush (lake trout), 1099 nucleotides long. RefSeq lists its product as uncharacterized. Lineage: Eukaryota; Metazoa; Chordata; Actinopteri; Salmoniformes; Salmonidae. The transcript is spliced from 5 exons. Bases 32 to 1099 code for a protein of 355 amino acids. The record is from RefSeq and is a predicted model, not a curated record.